Molecule: messenger RNA, 3535 nt
Organism: Notolabrus celidotus (New Zealand spotty)
Lineage: Eukaryota; Metazoa; Chordata; Actinopteri; Labriformes; Labridae
Gene: fbxo31
Product: F-box protein 31
Exons: 9
Coding region: 221-1891 (556 amino acids)
Molecular function (GO): protein binding
Source: RefSeq, a predicted model, not a curated record
AAAAGAAAGGGGGAGACCUCCUCUCUUGUUAAAGAUAUUGUUUGGGAUAAAGUACCACAUUGAGUUAGUUUUUUUUUUAGGAUAGUUGUUACGCUCUGUACGUCAACCCAUGUGACGUCAGAACCAACGCUCUGCUCAUGCUCGCGGGGACAGGAGAUGAGACUACUGCAGCUGGUAGAUGUGUUUUAGUGAUGUAAUGUUGCCUGUUUGGUGACUACGGAUGGCUGUUUGUGCCAGGUUGUGCGGAGUGGGUCAGUCGCGGAGGUGCAGGAGGCGACAGCGGCAAAACCAGCAGGAUCAGGGCAGCGAUUCCGACAUGGACGAAGAGGAGGAAGAGCGGAUUGUAGGGCACAGGCAAGCCGACGUCGGAGUCGUCUGCGGAGGAGGCCUGGAGAGCGACGUCGCCACUGCAGGGCCCAGCAGUGACGCGUGUGAAUAUGGCAGCGGUCAUGUCAACAGAAGAAGCCUUCUGGAUCACACAGGACCUGCACACCCGCAAUCAUUAGCGGAAUUACCACCAGAGCUUUUAGUGGAAAUACUGUCCCUGCUACCGGGAACAGCGCUACCAAAUGUUGCCCUCGUCUGCAAAAAAUUCAAGCAAAUCGUAAACACUGAAACCAUCUGGAGACGGCGGUGUACAGAGGAGUUUGGUAUGAAGGAGGAUUUGCGAAAGAUGGAGGUGGGAGGAGUAUCGAGCCGGGACCUCUACGUAAAACUGCUUCACCCGUACAGACAUAUCUUAGGCUUAUGGCAGCCUGACAUAGGGCCUUAUGGUGGACUGCUCAACGUCGUGGUGGAUGGGCUGUUCAUCAUUGGCUGGAUGUAUUUGCCACCUCAUGACCCCCGCGUGGAAGAUCCCAUGAGAAGGCGGCCGCUCUUCCGUAUCCACAUGUGGGAGAGCAAAAAGGCCACGGUGGAGUGCAUGUAUGGACACAAAGGGCCCCACAAAGGAGACAUUCAGACUGGGAAAAAGGACGAGUUUUCAACAAAAUGUAACCAGACAGAUCAUCAUCGCAUGCCAGGGGGCAGACAAGAGGAGUUCAGGACAUGGUUGGAGGAAGAAUGGGGUCGAACACUGGAAGAAAUUUUCCAUGAACACAUGCAGGAGCUCAUCCUAAUGAAGUUCAUUUACACAAGUCAAUAUGACAACUGCUUGACAUACCGGAGGAUCUACCUUCCUCCCACGAUGCCCACUGACCUGCUGCAGCCAGGCCUCUUUAAAGGCACCUAUGGCAGUCACGGCUUGGAGAUUGUCAUGCUAAGUUUCCACGAGUCUUCUGCAAGAGCCACAAAGCUCACUGGAGACCCAAAUGUUCCAGCAGGACAACUCACUCUGGAUGUUGACCUUAGACGGCCUGUAGUCCUCCCAGACUUGGAGCAACAGCGGAACAUAGAGGAGCUGUCUCGGUUGGUACUCGGGGUGCAUGAGCAGGUACAGAGAGAAGCAGAACAACAGGAGAAGAGCUCCAAUGCCACAGGCAGAGGUGCAGCAGAGGGAGCCUGUGGUGGUGCCAGUACAGCAGAAGGGGCUGAGGCAGACUGUGGCGAGUGUUCAGAUGGCUGCGAGCCUGGUCCCAGUACGGCCGGUCCUGUUGAAGCCCAGCCCUUUGUCCUGCCCCUGGGAGUUAUGGCUCGCAACGAGGUUUACCCUCGCACUUGCAGGAAAUGCUUCUAUGGGACAGGCCUGAUCGCUGGGCACGGCUUCACAAGUCCAGAGCGCACCCCAGGGCUCUUUGUGCUGUUUGAUAAGGACCGUUUCGGUUUCAUCUGGUUGGAGUUGAAGUCUUUUAGUCUGUACAGUCGCCUGACGGACCACCUAGCUCAUGCUCAAGCUCCAAACAUGGAGCGAUUUGAGGCCAUGCUGCGCAACAUGCAGUCCUGGACAUCCUGAUGCAGCAGGCUCUAAAAUUCCUCCCACAAUACAAUGCAUAGAAACACCAUUACACACAACUCACCUCUGCCCUCCACUGACAGCAUUGCUAUUAUGAUAGCCCAUGACCUUAACUAUCCCUGUUCUGUCCAUAUCUGUUUCACAAACAUUGUGUCUUACUGUCUAAUUAUGCUAGUUAUGUCACCCCCACACACUCACGCUCCUGUUCCUGUACGAGCACUUUGAAAGACGUCCUCAGUCACCGUUUAUCACCUCACUUCAGUAUGACCUUACUCCUCCAGUUCAGCAUGAUAACAGGUCACAUUCAAUUUUGUUAUUUAUUUAUUUAUUCCCUACUGGAGAAGAGGAAUGAUAUUUCAUGCCACUUAUUAUGGAGCAAACUGUACGUGCCUCUGAUUCUAAAACCAUGUCUGUACUUGGUUGUGCUUGAAGAAGAUAAUAGUGUCCAAUGUAUUCUACUAUAAAGUAUUAUACCAAUUUUAGUGCCCAACAUAUUAAACUGCAUGCAGUAUUUUAUUGAGAUCAAAUCACAUAACAACCAUAACAAGUAUCCUAACAUGAUGGGUUUUUUUUGCUUUUGACAUUGGAAGUUUAAAAAAAAUGGACAGCAUCUCAGGUGUUUCACUUUUUUCCACAUUUAAGUGAAAAACAGGACACAAGUAUUUAUGUGUCCAACAAAAAUGUAGGAUGUUGCAUCCAUUUUAUUAAUUUGUCCAAUAGGAAUGCUGAGGGAGAUUUGUUAUGGGCUUUUUUUUUAACCAUUGACAAGAGAGGAUUUGCUGUCUUAUCAAACAGUGUAGCUACAUCAGCCAGUUUUGGUCGGACUGAUAUGUUUUUGCCCUUUAAACUUAGGUGAUAACCUUUACAAGUAUAUGCUUUUGCAUCAAACAUACUUUUCAUAAUGUUAUAUAAGCUGAAAAAAAUGUAUUGUAUUGCAAUAGAUGAACAUAACCUAAACACACUGGUAAACUGGAUUUAAUCAAAACUAUACAGUUUAUGUGCUUCUAUAAUUAUGGUCUGAACCAAAAGCUUCUCUUACCUUAAAAAUGUAUUGCAUUUGUUGUUGAUCAAAAGGCUGACUUAACGUUUGCCUGGCUUUACACCUGCAAAGCUACUCCCCCUCCAGUUUCCUAAUUUAUUUUGAACCUGAGACCCGUCAGGCUGAAUUUUACACAACUUAACAGCUAAAAGUGCAUCUCAAAGUACCAAGUAAGUGUCUGUAUGUGUCAUUACGGCCUGAUGGUGGUGCCCAGUAGCUUUCCUACUCCAAGUGCACUUUUCUGGGCAGUAUAGUGAAUCAGUUAGAACCACUGGCCAGCACUUUUAUAUCAGACUGCAGCUUUACAUUCGCAAAAAACAAUAUAAAUGUCUGCUCAAGCAUCUUCAAUUUACUUGGAUCAGAUUAUCUUAAUUUCCUCUCAAAUUUGGUACGUUUAUUUCAUACAUUCUUGUAUCUGUAAGCCUUCUGUACCCAGCUAUUUGAAUGAUUUGCUUUUGAAAAGUGUUGCUUUGUGUUAUUUUCAAUGCCUGAUUUUAUGGAAAACGAUCUAAUUUUGACCUAUUGAACUGCUCACUAGAGACUUCAGGGAGCUUUUCAGCUUAAAUGCUCUUCUCAGUAAUAAAAAAAUACAAAACUGGAUACAA